This is a messenger RNA of Branchiostoma belcheri (Belcher's lancelet), 983 nucleotides long. RefSeq lists its product as uncharacterized. The transcript has a single exon. Gene Ontology annotation, molecular function: ubiquitin protein ligase activity. The record is from RefSeq and is a predicted model, not a curated record. Bases 6 to 983 code for a protein of 325 amino acids. Lineage: Eukaryota; Metazoa; Chordata; Leptocardii; Amphioxiformes; Branchiostomatidae. Gene Ontology annotation, biological process: ubiquitin-dependent protein catabolic process; protein ubiquitination.
CCAACAUGCCCAGGAGAGGAAGUCUGCGCGACAGGAGACCCAAGAGAACCACCAGGCGGCGCUAUUACCAACCAGAGUUACCCUUAAGCUUUCCAACAUACCUCACCGGCGUGCUCUCUGAUUGGCUGUCGCUAUCGGGUAUCCUCUGCGGUACUAUUUUAUGCUCUGCUAUGUAUACGCACAGCGACGUUGUUAACACUCGCGCUAAGUUGGAAACCAUAGAUUUGUUGAUGAUUUUUAUUUUGAAUACGCCCUACGGAUUUGCGAUUGCAACAGUCUCACUGAUAGCGUGGAACAUGCUGUUGGAAACGGUUGAUUCUACGUUGACUCUGAUUCUUGUUGGAGGUGACAAUCUACUGCUGAAACUACCGCAAUUUUUACGAGGGGUUUCGAAAAUGAUGAUGAACCUGGUACUUGCUGUAAUGAUGAUGGUGUACUGUGUGCUACAGUUGGUGUUGCUGGUACGUCCCAAACGCGAAGAAAACGACGAAGGGCCUCACAAUCAACCCGAAGAAACCGACGACAGUGUUGAUCUUGAGAUCGAAAGUCAGAAAGGAUUUCAUCAGGAAAAACGACAGAAAAAUUCGUCGAAAUCUGCGAACAAAUCGCCGAGAAAACAGAAGGGAAAAUCACUCGUGAAAGCAUCCAAAUGUGAAGAUAGCAAGGAAAUCGAAUCGGAGUCGUAUUGGCAAAGCGAGACAGAAAUCUUCAAUUUUCUGAACAUGGUCGUCGAAGAUCAGGACUUUUUAUCAGAAACAAAGAAACUGUUCGCGGAAAAUAAGUCAUACAAGACCAAAUUGGACGUGGAGAAAGACCGCCUGUUAUGCACGGUCUGCCACGAGGAAGAGAGGAAGUUGGUUAUCAUUCCCUGCAUGCACUUCUUCAUGUGCAAGUUAUGCUCUGAGAAACUGAGUCUGAUUGGCAGAAAGUGCCCGUACUGUGACCGGGUAGCAGAGGACAUCAAAGAGGUUUUCGUCGUAUAA